Molecule: messenger RNA, 6784 nt
Organism: Bombus pyrosoma
Lineage: Eukaryota; Metazoa; Arthropoda; Insecta; Hymenoptera; Apidae
Exons: 5
Coding region: 5067-6473 (468 amino acids)
Source: RefSeq, a predicted model, not a curated record
GAUCCUUCAAAUUUAAAAGAAAAUUAAACUCAUAAUAUCAAUUUUCGAAGAAAUUUCUAACAAAAAAUGAUAGCAAAAAUAAUCCUUCUACUCUAAAACUAUUGGGUUGGCAACUAAGUGAUUGCGGAUUUUGUCAAUACCAUCUAAUGACAAAAUCCGCAAUCAUUUAGUUGCCAAACCAAUAGCUCCUAACGUUAAGAAAUCCGUAGAUCAUCGAAAGAUGAGAACGAUGAAGAUGAGAAUGAGAAUUAUGUCCUUUCCGAUAGUAAAAUUAGAUUCUAAUAAUGAGAAUCCUUUCACACGGAUUUCUAAUAAAUACAGUAGCGCAAGACGAAUCCUUUUAACCAGAGAAUUAAACUCCGAUAUUAAAAGGUGAAUCGACUAGCAAUGAAAAUAGUUUCAAUGUAUUCAGCGGCUCUUCCACUUUGAUAGUGGCGUUUUCAAUGGUACGUUAGUAGAGGGAAAAGAUGGGUAACGUCGAUAAAAGUUCCCUGCUAUUGUUUCACAGACGAAUUUCGUCGUCUUGCCAUAUGGAAUUCGUUCAUCGAUUAAGGACACAGGGAAAAAGGAGUAGAGGAGCGAGCAUGACGAUGUUCAUGCUCGAUAAAUCACCAAUUCCUUGCUGUUUUAUAGUCAGAGGGAGUCGAUCGUUUCGCUGUUUUUGCGCUUUCUCGGCACAGAAACCCCGUGAGUUUUUCCCCUUUUUUUAUCUCUUGUCACACCAUGAAAUUCUUCCACCUUGCUCCGCCAGUGAAACGUCUCUAACGUUUUCCGUUUUACGAGCAGUUUCCGUACCACGUGCCCGGAUUUUCACAUUUUUGCAUACUCGACCCACAAACCUCCCGUUAAUUUCUUUCUUCCAACAGGAAUUUCUUAGGUCAGGUCAAUGAUUCUGCAGGAUUCUCUUCGAGAAUUUCUUACCUGCUUCGUUCUCGGUCCAUCAAACACUUAUAUUUUGCGAACCAUCUUUUCUUCCUCUUUUUAUUACAGAUAUUUUUAUUAGAAAUAUUUUUCUAUAGCGACGCUACGAAUUUCAACAAAUUCCAUAGGAUCGAUAAACGGUAAAUUGAUUUUUCUUCGUUGGGCGGACGUGAAACCUCGGAUCAUCGACUCGACGUGCAUUUUCGGAAGAUACAAAGUGCAAUGGAAAUACAAUGGAAGACACAAUGGAAAAUACAAGAUACAAAAUACAAUGGGAGAAGGAAAAAUGCUAGAAGAUUAAAAGUUUGAAUUUGAUAUUAGGAAAUUCAUUCGAUGAAAGAUACUGAAACUUCAAGUUUAAGCUGUUGGCAAUUUUCGAAACGCUCCGAGACAUUUGUCAGAAACUCGAAGAAACUUUGUAUUAUCCCGAAGACGAGGAUCGUUCGAUUCCACUGGACUUCCGAUGGACGCGCAACGAGCCAGGAUUUUUCCCUUCCGAUUCCGGUCUGACAGUGCGGUCGCUUGGCCUACUCGAAACCGGAAUUGGGUCGUUCUCCGGCGUAGAUAACCGCGAAAACGAGCAGCAGGACGCGCAUUGGAAAAAGGAGAGAACAGACGACUGUCAAGUGCAGGGAUCGUCUACUUUCGUUGUCGGCCGACCCAAACGGAAGGGGAAUAUCGUGUGCAGAAACUCGUGACUCGUGUGUGUCGUGUGUCCUAUGUUUUUUUAAUAAACCGACGGAUUUUUCUAGAAUUGCGAGAAACAUCGAAGGAACUACGUCACGAAGAAAAAUAGCGAAAACGAAGAAAAUUUCUGAAUAUCGUAAAAAUGAAAAAGUGACCAACAUUUGUAAAUGAAACAUUUGUUGAUCGAGAUUCUUGGGAAAUUAUCAAUUGACACUACAAACUCAUAGUUUCCUUUUUCUAGCAUUUUUCUCAAGCUCUUUUUAUCCUUUAAAAACAAUUUAUCUGAUACUAUUUUAAAUAGAAUACAAAAAGGUCUCGUUUCCCUCUAAAACCAAAGACUCGCGAAUGUUUAUAUCUGUUAGCGCAAAUAAUAAUCUUUUACGAAUUGUUAAUAGAUCAAAAUUAUUCCACUAGUUUCUCUACCGUUAAACGGAGGAUAGUUAAACACAAGUUGCGAUUAUUAUUUGAGCUUAAUUUACGGAAAAAUGAGAUUCCUUAAUAAAGAAUGCUUUAACCCAUUAAUUAAGAUGUCUUUUGAUCAGAGUAAUUAGAAAUUGGCGAACGCGAAUCAAUGUUGGUGAAGUCGGUAAAUAAAUGUGCUCGUAACUGUGGUAUAAAGUAUGUCAAGUAAUUUUGUAAAUGUAAAUAGAAUAAAUUAGAAUAAUUUUUAAUGAAGAAAAACUCUUAAAUAUACAAAUCGAAUAUAAGAUGUGGCAAUUAGAUAUCGACGAUCGAAAUGAGAAAUUCUUAAAUCUUCUGCUUUGUCACAAUAAUCCUGAUCAUUUAUAAAUAUUUCUUAUCGCGUAUCGUAAUAGAUUUAUGCUCGUAAUUUAAGAUAUUAAAUUACACGUAUACAUAAGCUACGAAGUGAUAAUUGAUCUUUGAAAGAAAACGGAACGAAAGUUUCAGACGAAUGUUAAUUAAAAGGCGACAGUCACGAUGACUAUUCGGACACAAAGAAGUCGUGCAUGGGAUUGGUAUUGUACAGGUUUAUCUUGUAUCUAACAUCUGCUUUAACCAGUUCCUGGGCACGACUUGACCUCUGUUUGAAACAAGGCCAGACUCUCGCCGCUCGCUGAUAAAACUCGCCUUAGAAAGUCUUUUCACCCCUUUCCGCUCUUUGCUCAGAUUCCGUGAAGCCGUGUAAUAAAACAUUUUUCCUUCCUAUUUUACGCCUCACCCGUAGAAAUCCAACCAGCUGGUCGAUUUCUUCCUUAACGAUCCAUUUGUUUUACCGAUCGACUUCCUGUCCCUGGUUACGACACUUAUCCUUGAACCUCUUCGUCUCAUUCGCGAACUUACUUUUAUUAUUUCAUGGUCGAAUCGUUCAAAUUGAUUCGAUCGAAUAUUUACUUAUUUUAUUUACUUUACUUAUUAAUUAAGGGAACUUACAUUUAUGGAUAUUUCGGUUAGGAAAAUCACAGGAGAUUGAAAUUUCUGAAAAUUUCAUUCUUUCGCGGUAGGGACAGAAUGAGAGAUUUUAAAAUUUCACAUCCAUCUCUGGAUGAAUCUUCUAACCUACUAAAAUCACCAGCUCUCUUAUAGCCACGUUUCACUGCCAGUAUAAUAUGCUACGAGUAUAAUAAAAUGAAUAAUACUCGAAACUCGAGAGUUUUAGCGUCUGACAGAUAAGACGACUUGAAAAUGUUAAAUCCACUUACGAACGACUUUUAUAGCGUCUUUUAUAGAUAGAACCGUCGUAAUCGUAAGCUAUAGCCACGUAUAGAAUCGUUAGAAAAUUUCACACGUGUACAAUCCAAUAAGCCGAUAAUCCUACGAAACUACGAACACAAGGUAGACAUAUAGGCAAAGUUGUACCAUCUGAAAGAUUGCCUAAUUGAUCGUGAAAAUAUCGAGAUGCAUAGUUAAUCGUUGCAAUUCCCACGACUUAACGAGCGAGCAACGGUGAAACGAGGGAAAAGUGUAGCUGGGAAACGCGUUAAACGAUUAUUUCUUUCAUUGCAGGUUUUAUAUGCGGCCAGCGUGAAAAGUGUCCCAGAAUCCAUCCGAGAAAUCCGAUAUAACGUGGUCGGUUACGUGGGUCUAUUCUAUGAGUUUCGUGACUUCUCGCGUUAACACGCGUUCUCGACGUUAAAAACCUUUCGUUAUUCUCAAGUGUACUUUCCAUGGAAACUGGUUGUCGAUGCGUGAAUAUCGUCCCGACAUCUAGGCUAUCCCCUUUCGCGGUUGUUCUUUCUUCCUUAUUUUUCCGGCCACUUUCGUUCCGACCUCGCCAAGAUGUUAACGUACCGAUAAUGAAAACAAGUAUUAAGCAGAGAGAAGACAAGAUGCUGACAAUCGUAAUUAUCUGAUCGCCUAGAAACUACCGCCGAUGAACUUACUUACACAGGCUCGCGAGAAUACUCGAACGCUUAUGGUUAUCCUUUGCGAAUAGACUGCGGAUUUUGAUGAAUCCAUUCGAGAAAUUCGAAGGUGUAGAAACGCAACGUGACAUACGACAGUAUAAAUAAAGUAUUCAAAGUAGAGUAAUUAUUAUGAUAUUUAGUAGAUGAAACGAAUUGAGAUAAAGUUUGAAAAUAUACUGGGUGGCCGGCGAGUCGGUCUCUACGAUUUUCCAUUUCCUUUCUCGAUUUCGACGUGAAAUGUUUUGAACCAAAAGUUAGCGUGUUUUCAAGCGGCUACAAAUGUCGAUACAAGUUUAGGUUUUCCUUUUAUCGAUUAACUCUCGUUCGAAACAUCUCUCUUGCUAAAUUAUCUGGCGUUUGAAAUAUCGUGGCUACUGAUUCGCGCACCACCCUGUAUGUAGAAAUUACAAGAUAUUUGUAAUAUUCGUAUCAUAAGCGAUGGUAAUGAUUCGAUAGAAAUACAAAUAGUCAAAAGUUGGUAGAAACGAUAGGAAAAAUUCGUACGCUUAAAACAAUUUACCUCGUCGUUAAUAAUAAAUGGCGUAUUUCGAUGUUAACGACGUGAUAAUUUAACAAAGAUGUAGCUUUGUAUAUCUUACGUAUAGGGUGACUCAGGAAUAAUACAGUACGUUUGAUAAAUCGUUCGGCAAACGGUGCAAUGAUAGAGUGAAACGUUUUUCUGUUCGUUCUGAAACGAAUUGGUGAACUUGAGCGAAUGGAAACAUACCGGAUGGCCUGUGUCUUAGGACAACAGGCUACCAGAAUUCGUACUAUAAAUGAAACCUUCUGCGCAAUUAAUUUUGGACACCAGAGUGUUGCAAGAAUACGUUGUCGAAAUCUUUCUGCGGCGUCCCCUUCGCCCACGCCUCAGCUGGAACUAAACGAGCACUUUGUCAACGGCAAUUGGAGUAAGGCUGAUGAUUAAGAGACGAAUUUCACCUUCACGCUUUUUAGAGAACACGUCGACUCUAGUUUCUCGCGUGUUAAAGACGCCGAAUCGCCGAAGAUCCUGUUUAGUGCAACAGACACACCGCUGUAGAACAUCUUAAACACAUCCACCAUCUUUCGUUCUACGAAAUACGCCAACGCAGAAUGGAUCGACAGAUUAUUACGACGAAACUCUUAUUCCUCAUCUUGUUGCUAUUCGCAAGCUCAGUUCGCGCGAAAGAUCACGCAAAAUCAAACAACCUGACUCCAAACGAGGCGGUGAAGCCAGUGGAAGAAUUCGUCGAGGAGUCCUCCACCGAAGACCAAUUUUCGUUGGAAUCCGCGACGACCACAGAGUCCGCCACAACUGUGCAGACCUACCAGAAGCUGACACUGUCCAUCAAUGCCAGGAAAAACAUUUCCAGAGAAUUCAGACCCAGUGUACAUCUAGGUGAAAUUAAGGAAUCCAGAAUCAGCAAUGUUCCCUUCAACGCUGUUCAUCAUUUCAACUUCGACAAUGGAGUGGACCCUGACUCGUAUCAUCAACAUUUAAAAGAUUUCCAAAUAGUCUUCCAGCCUACGGCGCAGACUCUGCAAACUCUUCAGGCUGGUAAUCGAGGGAAUUCUUAUCAGAAUUUAUUCGAAACUGUCGUUUCACCAACCGAAGAGAGUAAGAAAGAUGGGACGACGCAGAAUGGUUACGUGAAAUUUCAAGACGAUGGAUUGGAUGCUGUCAGAGUCGAAUACGACGACUCUUCGAAGGAUCAAGCUUUCCAUCAACAGUUCUCUCAUUCGGUUACGGAAAAUAUGGGGGUGCAGUACGAUUCGACGGACCAACAAACCUUCCAGAAUUUAGAGAAGCCUGUUUUCGAACAGCAGACGUCCACCGUUUGGGGAAAACCGUCAAAAUUUCAGGGUGAAAGUGAGAAACACGAGGGAAGCUUCUCAAAACCGGAACUGAACGCCGAUCCUUUAAAGAUGUCACAUUAUACUGGAUUUUACGAUCAUCAGAAUCGGCAACACUCAAAUCUGCAAAAUUUCGAGUUAUUCAGGAAGCCGAGUAACGGGGUGGUCUAUAUUCAGGAGUCGUCGUUUCUCACAACUAGGAAGUAUCCUUAUCCUAUUUAUCAGCCACACCAUGGAUAUCAUCAGGUUGAUUUUAUUAAUAACGAACGUCCGACUUAUCCUGUUAAGAAAAGAGUGUCCUCCUGGAAAAAGAUCUUCCAUCUGAUCGGCGCUAUUCUGCCUCUCGGUCUGCUCAUAGCUGCUCUGACUCCAAAUGUCGUAAAGGUCGACAACACUACCCAGCCUAACAUCGUUUUGUCCAAGUGGAGGGUCGCUGACCUUCCAGUGGAACAUAAACAUGCCAGAUUCACGGAUCCCUUCAACGACUGCGAGGAAAGAUCCAUUUGUGAUAUGAUCUUGGCUGGUGGUGACGCUGGAUCCACCGUGUUGCAGAACAUUUUAUGGAACCUGGCGACAAGAACAUCGACAACAAUGGCGAAAGAAAGCGGACUUCACGAUGUUUUCGAGGCGGUGAAGAAAAAGGAUUGUACCAACGUCCUUUGUUAAUCUCUUCUUUAAUUUGCGAUGAAAAAUAUAGAGCCGAACGAGGGUAACAGUGAUUCCCUCCAUUAUAAUCGCGGAUGUGAGCAAUUUUCACGGUGAAAAAUUGAAACCUGCUAAUGUUUAACUUUCUCCAAGCGAUCGUAUUAAAAAUAAGACACAGAAACGGACUCGUAGAAACCUAGCAGAAAGUAGCUGCUAAGUAAUUACUGCCCAUUUCAGCUCUUUAUAUGUCGAUUAAUAUUUCUAUCAUUCGAAAACAACCAUAACCUCGAGAUUAUUGGUGUAAUCUGAAUUUUUAUAAUAAGAAAAAAAUU